UCGGGCCCACGCGCACACGAAAUCCACAUAUUCGCAAUAUGCUUUCGCACAAACGCAAACACCAUUCUCAAACAAAAUCCUUUUAUAGUCAACUACGACCGCUCUAUAAAUAAAGCUAACGGGUAGCCUGUGCGUAGCUAUCUCGCGAAUCUGUGCAUUAUUUUGGUGUAAUGGACUGUUUAGAAUUUUGAACUGUAUAAGGAGAGCGAACGUCUGCAGGCAUAGUUCCGUGUUAGUUGAGAAAAUACUAAAUAGUGUCACGUGCCGACGUUAAGAUAAGGAGGCUCUUACGUUGGAACAAUGUAUGUGUAAUACACAGAGUUAAUGAAUACUAACUGAAGAAAGCUUGACGUCUAGCCAGUGCGAACCAAUGAAGUGAAGUGUAUCGUGUUGAUUAAUAUUGAAAUAAUCUGUAGUGAUAUUUUUUUUUUAUUUACAAUGUACCGGAACGGACAUAUACCAAGUAAUAAUAGCAGUGCAUCAACAUCUUCAGGAAGCUCAGAUUUUCAGGUGUCUGGCGCCAUAGAGUUGGCAGACCCGGCCAAUGCAGCACAACUAUUAGAACAGUUACAAAACUCGGACCGAGCAAGAUUUACGGAUACUAGUUGGCAAAUACAUCGCACCUGGACCCGCAAUGGCGACCCGCUUCCGCUGUCGCUGCCGCCCACCCGUUCUAACCCCGCUCCGCUCAUCACUUCAGUCGCUGCCGAAAAUAUACCAAACGUGGAUCAAAAUGGAAUUUAUGAUACCAUAACAACACGAACUGUUAGCGCCCCUGCUACUCCUGCAGGCUUCACGAGAGAACAGACUGGGCCACGUUCGGUGAGCUACUCCGGAGGCGGGGCAGCGGACUCCCGGCUAGACUUAUGCUAUGUGGCGGAUCGCAUGCUUGCCUUACAUCUACCUGUACGUGAUGCACAAGCUGAGGCACAAGCGGCACAUAUGCUUACUAACAAGCAUGGAGAACAUUUUAUGGUGUUCGAAGUGAGCAGCGGCGAUGGCAGUAACGAAAACCGAGCGCGAAACGUGUUCGGACGGGCCAAACUGCUGGGAUGGAUGGGUGACCUAGCGCCGCCUCUGGAAAAACUAUGUGCAGCCUGUAAACACAUUGAGAGCUGGCUCGCCGCGCAUCCAAAGAAUGUAGCAAUAUUAUUAGCGUGGGGUAAUCGAGAAGGACUAGGAGUUUUGGUAGCAGCGUACAUGCACUAUUCUGCGAUCUGCGGGGCUCCAGAGCAUGCGUUAGAUAGAUUCGCCAUGAGAAGAUACCUUGACGAUCGGGUACCGGUCUUCGGAUUACCUUCAAAUAAACGGUACAUAGACACAUUCGCGGGCCUGCUAGCUGGCCAGAUCCGAGUAAACGCUGCUCCGCUUCAUUUAACCCACGUUAGCGUCGCUGGUUCUCUGGCCUCCCCCGCCACUCCUACUAUAGCAUUCCUCAAGAUUUAUGAGAACUUUGUCUGCGUUUACACAUCAGGUUUAUACAUGGUGAGCGGGGGUGGCUGGACGGUGGGCGUGGGGCGGCUAGCGUUGCGCGGCGAUGUGCUCGUACGCGCGUACCGAAGACCUGCGCACGCGCGCGCUCCUCCGCGAACGCUGGCUUUCGCGUGCCAGUUUCACACUUGCGCUGUUGCUGACCACACUUUGUCUUUUACUAAACAACAACUCGACCACGCUGCGCAUGAUCCUUCAUUCCCAAACGAUGGUGCCGUGGAACUAGUAUUCGCGCGAGGUGAGGGCACAGGAGGCGCUGCGCCCGCGCCGACGCCCGCGGCGCCACUGCGCGCCGCCCCCGACGCACUCGCCAGGGCCGACUCACUCGAACACUUGAGGCCACUCUCCACACUCACUGACGACGAUAAUGGCGAGAACAACGGCAGCGCUGAGGGUUCAGGUUCGAGCGGAGAGGCAGGCGAAGGGAGUGAGGCCGCUCAUACGUUUGGACCUCUGGACGGGUCCAUCUACGCAACAGUGGUGCGCGCGGGCGGCGGCGGUGGUCCUGCUUCGCCUCUUAGCGCCUCAAUGGACUCGGGCAUAUCGUCAGCGGGGCGCCGCGCCGCCCCCAGUCCGCCAGAUGAGCUCGACACGCUACUCGGCGAUAUGCUGCGUACGGUGAGCGCGCUGCCCGACCCGCCACCCGUGUCCGGCGGCUCGCAGUCGCACGCCGACCGAGCCUCCGACAUACCGUACCACGCGCGCGCUGACUCCGCGCCUUUCACGUACGGAGCACCAGGCCUCCGACCAGGCAUGCUACGAGCUUCUAAUCGUCUCGCCAGCCCCGAGUUAGUGAGGCGAGCGCUCGGAAACGACAGAAACUAUAGACCUAUAGAAGAUGAUGAUGAUGAGCGAACAGUUACUCCCGAGCCGCAAUCUCCGCGCACCCCGUUGUCUCCUCGCACCCUUCGAAAGCUUACACACGAAGAUGUUACUACAACUACCACUACGACGCCGCCAUCAGUUUCCCCACGGCCUAACGGAAGAUGGUUGAACGGCGAAACAGAUUGGAGAGAACGACCGCCAAGUAGUACAAGAAAAACACCAGACAAUACGAACUGGCGAUCAGCUAGUACAUUAGAUUGGCGCGAAAACUCCCGACUAAGGGAACCCCGAAGAUCUGAAAGUGGCGUGGAGAGUACCGGCCUAACUUGGUUACAGAGGCAACAGCAAAAGCUACGAGAAAGAAAAGAAGCCAGGGAAAGAGUCGCUCGACUACCGCUCGAGUGGGAUACUGCCCCUUCUCAUAACGUUCGCCGCUCUGCCAGCCAUCGUGUUGAUGGCUAUACCAGUGAUACGACAGCAUUCGCAGAUGAUGACGACGACUUUAGCGUACCUUUACAUGUUAACACAACACGUUCAACUCUCCGAACAGAUAGCAUCAGUCCGCAAGCACCUGACAGAACCUCUUCUAAAAAGUUUAUGUACGAAAAGAUGACGAUGCGAGAAUGGAGUACAAAUACUACGCCAACAAGUACUCCAGUGCCGGGAUUGCUAUCUUUAGCGGAGCCACUUAAUAAUGACACUAUCAUCCGUGAGCGGUCGGAGAGCUGGUCGCGCACAGAGUCGCGCGCGGGCACGCCCGCGUUUCCGACUCACCCGCGCACGCCGUACCCGCCGACGCCCACGCCUUCGAUCAGCGCGCGCCCUCCGCGAUCGCCGCCAGUCACAAGAAAAGAGCGCGAAAGCAGCCCUGAAGUGGAGUAUCGCACGUACAACGGUAGUAUCGGUUCGCGGCGGUCGAGCCUCGGGGGCAGCGCAGAGCCGCAGCACGUGGCGCCCGAUCGGGUGCGCUUCGCCAGGGACACCAGCCACUACUGGUACAAGCCGAACAUCUCCAGGGACGACGCUAUAUCAGCGCUACUACCACUGGAGGAAGGCGCGUUUAUCGUUAGAGACUCGAAUUCAUUCCCGGGAGCAUUUGGUCUGGCGGUUCGCGCGGGUGGUGCUGGCGGAGUCAGGCAUUUCCUCAUUGAACCGACAGCGAAAGGAGUUCGAUUGCGAGGCUGUCCUGAUGAGCCUGUGUUCAGCUCAUUGUCAGCUCUCGUAUACCAACACACAGUUACCCCAUUGGCUCUUCCCGUACCGCUAAGGUUACCCGAAAGAGAUCUAUGGACAGGUGGAUCAGCGAAUGCGGCUGCGCGGGCACUGCUAGCGACAGGCGCAGCUUGUCAAGUUCUCCUUCUAGGUUCAGAGAAUACUGAGGCCUUAACGGGACCCGCAGCAGUGAAGAGAGCUGUACAGAAUAUAUUACAUAAAAAGUUGCCUGCAUACGUAGUAAAUUUCAAAGUGUUCGGCGGUGGCAUUACGCUGACGGACUCGGCUCGUAAGCUGUUCUUUAGGCGACACUAUCCGGCCUCUGGUGUUUCUUACGCUGGCCUGGAUCCCGACGGCAAACGAUUUACCUACAUAGACAAUGGGAAACAAAGUGAAAAGAACAUCUUCGCUUUCGUGGCGCGUGCUUCAUCCGGAGCCGACAAUCAAUGCCAUGUUUUCGCUGAGCUCGAGGCAGAGCAACCGGCCACAGCUAUCGUCAAUUUUGUCAAUAAGGCUCUACUUGGAAACACGCAAAAGAAGGAUAUUAUUUAAUUUCACAUAUGAACCUGUUUUUACCAUAAAUGCAGUACAAUACUUAAUAUGAUUUAUUUAUAUAAAGUUUAUGUAAUACUCAAAUGUGUUAAACACGUGAAAUUUAAUAGGUAUGACUCCGUUAAAAGAUAUCUGAAAAUUAAUCAGUUUUAAAUAUUUUUUUACUAAAAUGUCUUAUUAAACUAUAUAUUCUUUAGGAGUACCAUUUUCUUGUAUAAUUUUUCACAUUGAACUUGGUCAUUGUGAACUUUUAAUUUUGUAGAUAUUUAAUAUUCAAAGAUUUCCCUACCAAUACGCUUCAUUAUCACCAAGUACAAUUAACCAUCGGUGUGUAAGGUAAAUAUAAAUAUUGUAAUAAUAUAAAAUAUAUAAUAAUAUCUAGUUUAAGAAAAGAACUAACUAGUCUCAUAUUAAUUUAAUAUUAGAAUAAUAAAAUCAUGCGUGCCUAAUGUUUAGUAAGGUGACUGACACCAGUUCAUUUAACGCAUUUUUAUCUCGCCAGUCUCACCAUAUAGGUGUAAAAAGAUAAUUUUAAAUAUUUGGGAGUAGUCACAUAAUAUCUAUAAUAUAAAAUGCCUUUACAAAUAGAAACUUAUGUAUUCAGAAUAGAAAUCAUCAAUUCAUUAUUCGAAGUUUCUUUGCCAUGUUAUUAGACAUAUAUAAAAUUUAUUCAUUCCCAGUGAGUACAACGAAUAAUUUAGUGUGACUUAUUUAGAUAUAUUCAUCCUAAAUGUACAAUAGAAAAGUUUGAAGCUUUUGUUCACUUUAUCAUUAAAACAUUGGAAUCAUGGAAAUAAAUUAGCUAUGAUUUUUUAUGAAAUAAACAAUUUGCUGUUGUUAAUGAUCUAGAUAAUUAUAUUUUUAUUAAUGUUGCAAUUCGUGAAUUCAUGGCCUUACUACAACGAUAGAAAUAUUAGAAAUUUUAAGGGGGGAAUAUUUGUGUUAGAAAUAUAUAAAGUUUAAUGAAUCUUACAAUUAUUUGGAACUCAGAGAUAUAGUUAUAUGCCUAAAAUACACGAAAAUAGUGUAUUGUACACUGAUAUUUGCAGAUUUCGUUAGUCGAAAUGUAACACGUUUAUUGUAAUUAAUCUGUUUAAAAAUAUUUAUUGGUUAAAUUACAUAUUUCGAAAUAUUA
Galleria mellonella (greater wax moth) is the source of this 5215-nucleotide messenger RNA. RefSeq names its product tensin-1 (gene by). The transcript is spliced from 22 exons. The record is from RefSeq and is a predicted model, not a curated record. The coding region runs from base 439 to 4080 and encodes 1213 amino acids. Gene Ontology annotation, molecular function: protein binding. Lineage: Eukaryota; Metazoa; Arthropoda; Insecta; Lepidoptera; Pyralidae.